This is a messenger RNA of Populus euphratica (Euphrates poplar), 1815 nucleotides long. RefSeq names its product putative transporter arsB. Lineage: Eukaryota; Viridiplantae; Streptophyta; Magnoliopsida; Malpighiales; Salicaceae. The transcript is spliced from 4 exons. The record is from RefSeq and is a predicted model, not a curated record. Gene Ontology annotation, biological process: transmembrane transport. Gene Ontology annotation, cellular component: membrane. The coding region runs from base 297 to 1703 and encodes 468 amino acids.
UUAGCCUCCCAUUCUGAUGCGUCUUUUAAACGUAUCAUGCAAAUAUUCAUAUGAACUCAUUUAUCUUUCUGGUUCCACAAUCCUUUUUGGAAUUUUUAAAAAAACUUCUAAUAACUUCCAUCUCACUUGCUCUUAAUAAUUUUUAGUUCUACUGUUUUCCCAGUUAAUUGCAAAUAAUGGUUGAGCUACAGGGUGAUAUCUUCUUCUUUCAGAGCCAGCAAUUUAUCUGAAGUUGCAAAGGUGGAGGUCUGCCAAGUGGUAGCUCACAAACAAGCUUAAUCCUGUAAGUUACAGGAAUGGCUCUGGGUCCGAUUAAGAAGGUUGUCUUAGGUUCAGUUGCCUUCGCUGUCUUUUGGAUUUUGGCAGUUUUCCCAGCAGUUCCUUUCUUACCCAUUGGAAGGACAGCAGGUUCCAUCCUCGGGGCAAUGCUUAUGGUUAUCUUCGAAGUCAUCACCCCUGAGCAAGCAUAUUCUGCCAUCAACCUCCCUGUACUGGGCCUUCUCUUUGGAACCAUGGUUGUAAGCAUCUAUCUUGAAAGAGCAGACAUGUUCAAGGACUUGGGAGUCUUGUUCUCAUGGAAGAGUUGGGGUGCGAAGGACAUGCUCUGCCGGAUCUGCAUUGUUUCUGCCAUUUCAAGUGCUCUGUUCACUAAUGACACCACCUGUGUCAUUCUCACUGAGUUCAUAUUAAAGAUUGCUAGACAAAACAAAAUUCGACCCGAACCUUUCUUGCUUGGGUUGGCUUCGAGUUCGAAUAUUGGAUCCUCUGCAACUCCAAUCGGCAACCCUCAAAACUUGAUAAUUGCUAUUAAAAGUGGCAUCUCUUUCGGGGAAUUCGUAUUGGGACUUCUUCCCGCGGUGCUUUUCGGUGUCUUUGUGAAUGCUUUAAUUCUUUUAUGCAUGUUUUGGAGGUUGUUAUCUGAUGUUAAGGAGGAAGAAGAUGCCCCACCUGUGUUGUUAUCUGAUGUUAAGGAGGAAGAAGAUGCCCAUCAGAUUUCGCUUGCUACCAUGUCAUCUUCCAAAUCUUUGGAAUCUCACGAAUAUCCCAUUACAGAACCUGCGAGCUCCCAGAGUUCCCCUGAUAUAAACAGGGAUGGAGGUCAUUCCAAGAAUCUUAAAAACAGGUUGAGUGAAUUGGAUAUGUGCAGUGAUUCCUGUGGUGAAAUUGAGCUGAAGAAAUCAGUCCUUUCAAAGGAGGCAACUGAUAAUAUGUUUUCUAAAAAAAAAGAAGAGCAAAUGGAGGAAAGAUUUGCGAGGGGUGGAGCACAAGGGACCAUGGAGAUGAUGACUGAUUUAGAGUCCGGGUCGCAACAGUUCACUGAAGAAAGUAAGCUGAAUAGAUGGAAGAGAUUGUCAUUGAAGUUGUGUAUUUACCUCGGUACUGUUGGGAUGCUGGUUGCUUUUCUAAUGGGUUUGGACAUGUCUUGGACUGCACUCACAGCAGCCCUCUUUUUUGUGAUUCUUGAUUUCAAAGAUGCAGGGCCUUGUCUACAGAAGGUUUCAUACUCUCUUCUGGUAUUCUUUUGUGGAAUGUUUAUCACGGUUGAGGGCUUCAAUAGAACAGGAAUUCCUAGCAGUCUCUGGAGUUUGAUGGAGCCUCAUGCACCUAUCGAUCAUGCUAGUGGGAUUGCUGUGCUGGCCAUUGUAAUACUUGUUCUCUCAAAUGUUGCGUCGAAUGUACCAAGUGGUAAGUUGAUGCCCUGAUUCUCUUCCUUUGAUUAACUACAGCACUACGGCUUUAUAGUCUUAAAGAAGGGCAAUAGUAAUUUCCAGUUAAUAUCACUUCAUGGUAGACAAUGGAGGUCUCCAUCUGGUA